AUGGCUUCCUCAGAUGAAGUAGAAGCCAAAAGGUGUCCCAAAGGUCACGAAAUCCCUUCAGUUCCUAGAAUCCUCCAAACAUUCUCAUUGGUUGAAUCUGAUGUACUGUGUGUUUACGUUGUGGGUAGUCACCUCUGGGGUACCUGCAGUAAGCACAGUGACUGGGACCUGGUUAUAAUCACCUCCAGUGCUAAGAGAACAGGACCAGCAGCUGUCAAUGUACAUAAACACAAACUGGACGCAUGGAUUCUCUCAAUGGACGAGUACACUGGUUUCAUAAAGGACCAUCUGAUGCAGGCUCUCAUUACAGUAUGGCUACCUCAGUGUUUCGUUAUGAAACAAACGAUUAAUCCUAAAAUAUUAUUUGAAUAUUCUCGGGAGAAACUUGCAGCAGCUGUGGAUAAAAUGCACAGAAGGGAUAUGGAAGUAGCAAGAAAACAUUUUAUUAAAAGUGAUUGCAGAGGAGGUUUAAAGAUAGUUAGGCACUGUUUGAGACAAAUGGAGCUAGCAUUGGGAAUAUACCAGUCACACUGCAUCA
Molecule: messenger RNA, 538 nt
Organism: Amphimedon queenslandica
Lineage: Eukaryota; Metazoa; Porifera; Demospongiae; Haplosclerida; Niphatidae
Exons: 1
Source: RefSeq, a predicted model, not a curated record